Messenger RNA from Clupea harengus (Atlantic herring), 3656 nucleotides. RefSeq names its product endothelial cell adhesion molecule b (gene esamb). NCBI's taxonomy places the organism in Eukaryota, Metazoa, Chordata, Actinopteri, Clupeiformes, Clupeidae. The record is from RefSeq and is a predicted model, not a curated record. Gene Ontology annotation, biological process: homophilic cell-cell adhesion. Gene Ontology annotation, cellular component: plasma membrane; adherens junction. Gene Ontology annotation, molecular function: cell-cell adhesion mediator activity.
GAACAAAAAGACUGGUAACAAAUGAACAAUCCUUUUCAUGAGAAAUCCGAGAUGUACCACAUUAGGAGGAACACCCAGUACGUGACCCAGGGUUUAGACUAUGUCAUUAGGCUACAAAAACCUUAUGACACUAACACAAAACACAAAGGAUAACGUGGUAUUCUAGUCUGGUAGUCGUUUAGAUUAACGUUUUCACAUGAGACUUUGCUCGAAGGGGUGUGAGAGGCCGUAAUUAUCGCCACUUAGUCUGAGCAAAUCCAGUGGCGCGUGUGCCGUGUGAGAGCCCCGCAAAUCACCUGUUGGAGAACAGAGGCGUGUCAUCGUGUACUUUCCCGCGCGUCUCUCGCAGGUGCAGGCGCGCGAGCAGAGGCACGCCAUCUCUUCAUGGAAGCACGAUGUCCGAUAGAUAGCAAACGUGUCCCCGUCGCCAUAGAGUGACAGUCUGAACUUCUUAUGGUUUAGAUGUUGGUAGCCAUUUGAAGUCUUGUUAAAAUACCUGUAAAACGCAACUCGAUUUACGAAUGUCCACUAUCGAUGACGAGUGUCAUGGGAACGGCGGAGAGAAACUUGGAUGGUAACCCGCCCCACGUCUUUGUUUCGGUUCGCUAAGAAAGUUCUACGUUUUUCCCAGAGAUCCGAAAUCAAAGGGGGGAAAAGACAGAACAACGGAGUCGGCUAGUCCUGCACAAACGUACUGACGCAUCCUUAGUAGUACUAACUUUGCAGGUAUCCUAACAUUAGCUUGCUGCAGCUGGUCCUGUGGCUGGAGGAGUCGGUACAUGUUGGGCGAUGGACACGCUGCGAGCGGGGAGCCUUGGAGUCCUACUGAUGUCAGUCUGGGCAUGGAGUCUACCAGGUGAUUCCCAGCGGGUGGAGAUGCCUCGUAAGGAGAUGGAGGUGACUCAGGGACAGGUGGCGGUGCUUCAGGCCUGGUACAGCCCCACCUCCAGCAUCCAGAGGAACACCGUCAUCUGGAACUUCAUGGCCAACGACUCCAAGCAGAUCAUCUCGUACUCGUCUGGGGAGAACGGCAUGGGGAGCCCUGAGUUCCGUAAGCGCGUGGGCUUCGCCAUGUCCAUGCCGUCCACCAACCUCUCCAUCUACAUCAACAACACACAGGAGUCGGACAGCGGCCGCUACCUCUGCAACGUCAUCAUCCCUGGAGCGCCAGGACUCUCAGGAGAGCUCAGGCUCAACGUCAAGGUGCCCCCAUCUCCUCCGGCGUGCUCUAUGACUGGUCGGCCCGUCCUGAAAGGGAACGUGACUCUGAGCUGUAAGUCUGACGCUGGCAAGCCCUCCCCACAGUACAAGUGGACCAGAGUCGCCCCUGUGUCUGAAGUCUACUUCUCUCCCAUGCAGACCUGGAGAACCUGCCCGCAGCCCCUGCUCGUGCUGGGGUACCUGGAUGAGAGGCAGGGCAGCCUGAGGCUCAAUAACCUCACCAAGAGCAUGUCUGGGAAAUAUGUGUGUCGCGCCAGCAACACCGCCGGAGCGGAGAGCUGCUACAUCAACCUGGAGGUGUCUGCUCCCACCAGUGCCGGGGUGAUAGCGGGAGCUGUCGUGGGGUCAGUGGUCGGGCUGGUGGCCAUCUUCCUCUUCCUCAUCUUCAUUUUCAGAAGGAGGCGGGACACGGAAGAGGAGAUAGCCAAUGAGAUCAAGGAAGACGCCCAGGCUCCGAAGCGUGUGUCCUGGGCGAAGAGUGGCACGGGCUCUGACAUCAUCUCCAAAAACGGCACGCUGUCCUCCAUCGCCACCAGUCCUCCUCCUCACGAGUCCAUGGACCAGCUGCAUCAUCAUCAUCAUCACCAUCACAACCAGCAGCCGCCGCCUAGCAACCACUACAGCUACGCCCCGCCCCGAGAGCUGACCCCCGACCCUGUGGCCGUGGCGGGGUACCGCCUGCGCCCGGGCGAGCCCAACCCGCUGCACGGCCUGCCGGGGUACAAUGCCAGCGGCUCCCCCCUGCUCCAGCACACACACACACACACACCCCGCCCCCCCAGUGCAAGCAGCUCCCGCCACAUCACUGCAAACGGCCCAGCCCAUCAAAUGCGCCGCACCAGUGUGGCUGACCCACCCCUAAGCCCUCAUCCAAUCAGUGCUAACAGCCCCAUUCAUGCAUCCAGUCCCCGACCAAUCACUGCUAACGGUCCCAUUCAUGCAUCUAGUCCCCGACCAAUCACUGCUAACGGUCCCAUUCAUGCAUCCAGUCCCCGACCAAUCACUGCUAACGGUCCCAUUCAUGCAUCCAGUCCCCGACCAAUCACUGCUAACGGUCCCAUUCAUGCAUCCAGUCCCCGACCAAUGAGUGCUAACGGUCCCAUUCAUGCAUCCAGUCCCCGACCAAUCACUGCUAACGGUCCCAUUCAUGCAUCCAGUCCCCGACCAAUCAGUGCUAACGGUCCCAUUCAUGCAUCCAGUCCCCGACCAAUCACUGCUAACGGUCCCAUUCAUGCAUCCAGUCCCCGACCAAUCACUGCUAACGGUCCCAUUCAUGCAUCCAGUCCCCGACCAAUCAGUGCUAACGGUCCCAUUCAUGCAUCCAGUCCCCGACCAAUCAGUGCUAACGGUCCUAUUCAUGCAUCCAGUCCCCGACCAAUCAGUGCUAACGGUCCUAUUCAUGCAUCCAGUCCCCGACCAAUCAGUGCUAACGGUCCCGUCCACACAUCCAGCGCCCGACCAAUCAGUGCUCUCAGCCCCACCCCAGACACCCUCCACAGGACUGAUGGGGCCGAGCCACAGGCUCCGCCCCUGGCCACGCCCCAGAUGAUACACCCACAAUACCAAACCCUGCCAUCAGUCGUCUCCAUGGCAACACUCACGCGCUCGGGGGCGGUCCCUGUCAUGGUCCCUGUCAUGGUCCCGGCCCAGAGCCAUGCAGGUUCUCUGGUGUAGCUGGACUAGACUCCUCCAGACCGGACUGGACUGUCUGACAUUGGCACCCAGGAGACUGCCAGCUCUGGCCCUGGCCUGGCCCUGGUCUGGCCCCGGUCUGGCCCUGGUCUGGCCCUGGUCUGGUGUGGAUAAAGGGAUGUGAUAAGAGGGCAGUUUGACCUGCGACCCCUGAACCCCUCAGCCUGUGACUGCCCAGAGGAGAGGAAUGGACUGCAUUUCUAGAGCGAUUUUUUACUUAGAGAUCGUCACCUUCCGAAUGCUGAACGACUCCUCUACCUCCUGAACCACUGUCGCCCCUUGUCGAGAGGAGAGGAGAGGAGAGGAAAGGAGGAGAUGAAAGGAGAGCAAGAGAAGAGGAGAGGAGAGGAGAGUUAUUUAAAAUGCACCUCACUGGACAAGGCUGAGCUUCUGUGCUUUGAUUUUUUUGUAUUCCAAACGAACCCAAGUCUAUAGUUACUGCAUCUGUACACCACCAUAUCUCUACAGCUCUUUUGCAGUAUAAUCUUUUUACACAGUGUACAGUACUGUUUGAUUUCUUUUCUUUUUCGUGUCGAGCAGUGUUUUGAUUCAAGCCCAGUUCGGCAUUGACAAGUGUGUUAUCGUGAUGAGUGUGUUAUCAUGACGAGUGUGUUAUCGUGACGAGUGUGUUAUCAUGACGAGUGUGUUAUCGUGACGAGUGUGUUAUGAGAGGUGCAUUAUACAGAAUGUUACUGCUGUAAGAGCUGUUUCUGUUUCUUUUAAUUAAAAUGUCUUGGACUUGA